CGUCAUCGAUGCUGGCAGGUCAGCUUAGCCACUGCGUCCCGAGUAGACGGACCUAGCCAACCGUUAAAAGCUAGCGAACAUUCUCUUCCCCCCUACAAUACUCUCCUUUCACAUACGUAUAUAAAAUCUUCGAAGAACCGUGAUAAAAUGAAGAGGCGGAUACACUUCGGUUUUGUGCUGGUUUAUUCGUUGGUCUCGUAUUUAUGUUCGUGCUCGGCGUUUUAUCUUCCGGGUUUAGCCCCAGUGAGUUUUUGUGAAGACAGCAAAGGUGGUGAAGAUUGCCAGACAGUGAUUCAGCUGUUUGUCAAUCGCUUAGACUCAGUGGAGUCAGUCCUGCCUUAUGAGUAUGACGUGUUCGACUUCUGCAAAGAUGCCAAGGAAAUGAGGCCUUCUGAGAACCUUGGACAGGUGCUGUUUGGUGAAAGAAUUGAGUCUUCACCAUACAAGUUCAACUUUAAACAAGAUGUUAAAUGCAAAGCAGUGUGCACAAAAAACUACAAGAAAGGCACCCAGGAGGAUGCAACCAAACUGGAUUUUCUCAAGAUGGGGAUGCAGCUGAACUAUCAACACCACUGGAUCAUUGACAACAUGCCAGUGACAUGGUGCUAUGAUGUGGAAGAUGGUCAGAAGUACUGCAACCCGGGCUUCCCAAUUGGCUGCCUCGUUACGCCAGACGGCAGACCUAAAGAUGCUUGUGUCAUCAAUUCCGAGUUCAACAAGAAGAAUACAUUUUACGUCUUCAACCAUGUGGACAUCAGGAUCACUUUCCACAAUGGAGAAACAGAAGGAUGGAGAGGGGCUCGGUUGGUUGCUGCCACCCUGGAGCCAAAGAGUAUCAAACAUCAAGAUGAGAAAAACCCAAACUGUGAUGGAACCAACCCGAUGGAGGUCCCUGGAGAGUUUAAUAGUGAUGUCUCAGUAGUUUACACCUACUCUGUCACAUUUGAGGAAAACAAUGCAAUCAAGUGGGCCAGUAGGUGGGACUACAUCCUGGUCUCCAUGCCUCACACCAACAUCCAGUGGUUUAGUAUUAUGAACUCCUUGGUCAUUGUCCUCUUCCUGUCUGGCAUGGUUGCAAUGAUCAUGCUGAGAACCCUGCACAAGGACAUUGCUAGAUACAACCAGGUGGACCAGGAGGAUGCACAGGAGGAGUCGGGGUGGAAGCAGGUGCAUGGGGAUGUUUUCCGUCCCCCGAGGAAAGGCAUGUUGUUGUCUGUGUUCCUUGGACAGGGCACCCAGAUCUUCAUCAUGACAUUCAUCACACUCUUCCUGGCCUGCCUGGGUUUCCUGUCACCAGCCAACAGAGGGGCUCUCAUGACAUGUGCUGUGGUCCUCUGGGUUCUGCUGGGAACACCCGCUGGCUAUGUGUCUGCACGCCUUUACAAAACUUUUGGAGGUGAAAAGUGGAAGACAAACGUCUUGCUGACAGCACUCUUGUGCCCAGGUAUUGUGUUUGCGGACUUCUUCCUGAUGAACCUGAUCCUUUGGGUGGAGGGUUCCUCAGCAGCAAUCCCCUUUGGCACUCUGGUGGCCAUUUUGGCGCUGUGGUUUGGAAUCUCAGUGCCCCUUACCUUUGUUGGUGCCUACUUUGGAUUCAAGAAACCUGCAAUUGAGCAACCAGUGCGAACAAACCAGAUCCCCCGUCAAAUUCCUGAGCAAUCUUUCUUUACAAAACCUAUCCCUGGUAUUGUGAUGGGUGGCAUCCUGCCCUUUGGCUGCAUCUUCAUCCAGCUAUUUUUCAUUCUCAACAGCAUUUGGUCUCAUCAGAUGUACUAUAUGUUCGGGUUCCUGUUCCUGGUUUUCAUUAUUCUACUCAUCACCUGCUCUGAGGCCACAAUUCUGCUCUGCUACUUCCACCUAUGUGCUGAGGACUACCACUGGUGGUGGCGUUCCUUCCUGACCAGCGGCUUCACAGCAGUCUAUCUGUUCAUCUAUGCUGUGCAUUACUUCUUCUCGAAGCUGCAAAUAAUUGGAGCAGCCAGCACCUUCCUCUACUUUGGAUAUACUAUGAUUAUGGUCCUUAUCUUCUUCCUCUUCACAGGUACAAUUGGCUUCUUCGCCUGCUUCUGGUUUGUAAAUAAGAUCUACAGUGUGGUCAAAGUGGACUAGAGGACUGAGGGAGAGACUGACUCCUUGCUGUCGCAGCACUGGCCUCUUCAGUGCUGGCGGUGUGAUAAAGUGGUCUGUAUGGACCUGAAUUGAAACCAUCAUUUAUAAUGGAAAGACCUGAAGAGCAGAGCCCGUCCUCUUUUGUGCUUUAAACAUAUGUUGCUAUUGUUUUCUUUUUUUUUUUUCUUUUUUUUUUUUAAAAUAUAUAUAAUUUUGUGUUCACUGUUGACCAGUAAUAUGUUGAGUGGCGCCUUGAAAAUCAGUGGGGGUUCCAAUGAUCUAAUGAGCAGUUUGUUUUGGUGGGUUUAACAAGAAAAGAUGAAAUGUUUUUAAGUCUCUGAAGGUAAAAUGUUCUGUAUUUUUUUUCUUUUAUAUUAUGUCUAAAUGUUGUUUUUCAGCCAUUACUUAUAUUGUAAUGAUGAAAACCUUUGUGUACAUAUACUGUACAGAGCGAGCGAGUGAGAGAAUGCUACUUAAAGAUUGUCACAUUUAUGAAACUUUCCAUUCUUUUUUCUUUUUCUUGUUGAGGUAAAGAUUGGGCUGUAAAUCCUUAAAAUAUCAGCUUGUAUUGUAGUUCAGAAACAAUAUAAAACACUGACAUUACGACGAUACAUGUCCAUUUUCUUGUAUUUGAUGGCUACACUUAAGUUUGAAUAACAAAGGUCACACUUGGUUAAGAAGCACAUCUGUAUCAUCGAAGAAUAUGCUACAACUACAGUGUGUUGCACAUUAAGGACGAUCUCUGUGACAUGCCUAACAUGUUUGGCCACAGGAGAGAUCCUCACCUAGCUGAUCAUACCGCAGUCCAUGAAUUUACUGAUUAAAUACAUAUGCACCGUUGAGAUGCACCCUUUUAGAUUUUAAUAAGCAGUUUGCUGAACUGUAACUACAUAAAAUACUGCUGUCUUUUGCUUCGAGCAGUGUGGAGUCAUCACCCAAGGUGAUAACAUUUUUACAAAUAAAUGCAGUUAAUCCAA
This is a messenger RNA of Seriola aureovittata, 3086 nucleotides long. It is a transcript of the gene tm9sf5, whose product is annotated as transmembrane 9 superfamily member 2. The transcript has 17 exons. The record is from RefSeq and is a predicted model, not a curated record. The coding region runs from base 148 to 2109 and encodes 653 amino acids. Gene Ontology annotation, biological process: protein localization to membrane. NCBI's taxonomy places the organism in Eukaryota, Metazoa, Chordata, Actinopteri, Carangiformes, Carangidae. Gene Ontology annotation, cellular component: membrane.